GGGCGGGCCGGCUGGGGAGUGCGGGUCUGUACUGCGCGCGCUGCCAGCCGAGGCUCCUGCCGCCGUGACCCGCGCUCCGCCUGCCGCCGGGCUGGGACUCCCGAUAGCUAAUGUCAGAAGAAAGUGACUCUCAGAGAACCAGCCCCUCUGUGGCCUCACUCUCCGAAAAUGAGCUGCCACUGCCUCCGCCCGAGCCUCCCGGCUAUGUGUGCUCGCUGACCGAAGACUUGGUCACCAAAGCCAGGGAAGAGCUGCAGGAGAAGCCUGAAUGGAGACUCCGGGAUGUGCAGGCCCUUCGAGACAUGGUGCGGAAGGAGUACCCAUACCUGAGCACCUCACUGGAUGAUGCCUUCCUGUUGCGCUUCCUGCGGGCCCGAAAGUUUGAUUAUGACCGGGCCCUGCAGCUGCUGGUCAACUACCACGGCUGCAGGCGGAGCUGGCCAGAGGUCUUCAGCAACCUGAGGCCCUCCGCCCUGAAAGAUGUUCUUGACUCCGGAUUCCUCACAGUGCUGCCCCACACGGACCCCAGGGGCUGCCAUGUCCUCUGCAUCCGACCAGACAGAUGGAUACCGAGCAACUAUCCAAUCACUGAGAACAUCCGAGCCAUAUACUUGACAUUAGAAAAACUCAUUCAGUCCGAAGAGACCCAAGUGAACGGAAUUGUAAUUCUCGCAGACUACAAAGGCGUGAGCUUAUCGAAAGCAUCUCAUUUUGGCCCUUUUAUAGCCAAAAAGGUGAUUGGCAUUCUUCAGGAUGGCUUCCCCAUUCGGAUAAAAGCAGUCCACAUAGUGAACGAACCUCGGAUAUUUAAAGGCAUUUUUGCCAUCAUAAAACCAUUUCUGAAGGAGAAAAUAGCAAACAGGUUCUUUCUCCAUGGGUCUGACCUGAACUCUCUCCACACAAACCUUCCAAGGAAUAUCCUCCCCAAGGAGUAUGGGGGCACAGCUGGAGAGCUGGACACUGCCACCUGGAAUGCGGUGCUAUUGGCAUCAGAGGAUGAUUUUGUAAAAGAGUUCUGCCAGCCUGUGCCUGCCUGUGACAGUCUCCUGGGCCAGCCACUGCUGUCUGAAGGACUGAUCUCAGAUGUGCAGUGUGACGAUUCCAUGCGAGCCGUGAAGUCCCAGCUCUACUCCUGUUAUUAGCACUCUUCUGGGAGAGUCACCAUGUAGAAUUCCUUAUUCCUUAGAAAUGCACAAGGUUUAAGAUGCCAAGGCCUCAGUCUUGCUCCGUCAUUAUGCAGUGACGGAGCUGCCUAUAGAGAUUCAAGGGUGAGCCCAUCACAGGCAGACCUUUGGCUACCAGGAUUAUUCCAGGGAAGACGUGGAAAUUGCCCUGGUGAUUCCCGAAAGUUUGCAACUGCUAGUCUGGAUAAGCUGUCUGUAUCUGUUUUUUAUGCAUCUUGGAAGCAACCAGGGUCAGAGUCACUCUGGAGUGACCAGCAGGAGACAACUGAAUUGAUAACGACUCUGAAGCCAUUUGGUCACAACUAUGAAGCAAUUUGCCAAUCCUGAAAGGUGGCCACAUGUGAAACUGUGUGUUUCCCAAUAACCCUAGUGUUGACCUCUGUUGCUCAUCAGCAAAGUUCAAGGUUCAGGCCCCAGUUGUCAUCACUGGGCCUGGAAAGCCCUAUAAACUGAGCGGUAGAAAUACCAGGACUCAGGCAGUACUUAAAAGAUCAAAUUUGGAAGCCAGGUGCUUCAGAGCAUCCCUGGGAUUCCAGGGUUGAAUCUUGCAAUAGUAACUUUUCCCAAACCCGUAAAGCCUUAGCUCUGGUUCUCCAUGGAUUCAUACCAGUCAACAUAAAAUACUGGACUCUAGGACUAUGUGGCUAAAGGUUUGGACUAGGAAUUGGGUGUGUGACUGCACAAGACAUGGACCUCAGCUUUGUCAUCUCUAAAGGGAAGCUACAUGGAAUGGGGGCCUUGGGGAAUGCUGAAAUUCUGUUAGGUUUCCUGCUUGGAAAGAUGACCACCUAAAGCUAGGUCUUGUUUUUUGUGGUAUGUACACAGCCGUAUGUAAAGGAGUGUCAUUUGGCCUGCCUUUGGUGGUAACCAGCUAGCUGCCUUUGCAGAAUGAUGGGUAAACUUGAAAGCGAUGGCUUUCGUGAGGCUGGCCAAAUCUUGUACAAACUCCUUCCACCCUGGAGACACUAGUAGUAUAUUAGAAACAGCCACAGUAAUUGCCAGAUUUGGGCUUCUUCUAUUUGUCUCUGGAAACACACCGGGGUAGGUUAUUGCUGGCUCACCUGGGGGCCCUGCCGAGUGUUCAUCUAGAGUGGAAGGACCAGCUGGCCAGAAUGUUAGUUUUGCAUUUAGGCACUUUAGACGUGUCAAGAUUUUAGCCUUAACCCAAGCAUUGAGUGAAGUGAUUUAGCUCCUGGCUUUGGACCUGUGUCCUUUGGUAUUCACCUUGUAUUGUGAUGUUAAAUAGUGUCCAGUACUGUUGGUUGUGUACUUACUAGACUAAACAGGCAUUCCCUACAGCUUACAGAUGUGGCUUUGAGACUCAAAGGUCCGUCUAUUGUUACUAAAUUUCCCAAAACAUCUGCAGAAGUUCUUAAUGGAAACUUACUACAAUAAUGCCAAUUCUGGGGGACAUUCUUUCUGCCAUAGAUGCUAAUCCUUGAUCUUCUAGGACCUGGCUGAGCUUAAGUGCCAAAACACACCCCUCUUGACUGCCCAUAGAGACCGUUUACUACUGAGUUUCUACUAUUUGGUUUAGUUCCUGGAAGGUUUUCUACCUAAAGGGAUGGCUGCCCAAGACACCUGAAAAGACCCAUGCUGGCUCUGAACCCAGCAACCUGGGUGAGAGAAUCUGUUAGAAGCUUUCUUAGGUCCUAAGGAGGAAGAAAGCACAAGGAAAAAAAUAGACAAAGGAAAAGAUGAAUUCCUCAGCCCCACCAGGUUCCCUGGUUUAAAUCCUGUCGUGUGACUAGCUAGUUCUUUGUCUAUUUGAUUUAACAAAGGGACAGCCAGGCUCACGGGGAGAAAUCAACAGGAAGCACCCAGUUUGCCAGGCCUUUCUGGUUAGGCUUCUGAGAGCCUAGGUUUGCUGUCUCCCCAAGCUGUUCUGCUGCUUGCUGACUCUAGAGAUCAGAGUCUUGGCAUGUCUGGUUUGAAGCAGGCUGUGAGACCAGGACCUCCUGGUGCA
This is a messenger RNA of Peromyscus eremicus (cactus mouse), 3150 nucleotides long. RefSeq names its product alpha tocopherol transfer protein like (gene Ttpal). The transcript has 5 exons. Gene Ontology annotation, cellular component: membrane. NCBI's taxonomy places the organism in Eukaryota, Metazoa, Chordata, Mammalia, Rodentia, Cricetidae. The record is from RefSeq and is a predicted model, not a curated record. Gene Ontology annotation, molecular function: phosphatidylinositol bisphosphate binding. The coding region runs from base 111 to 1142 and encodes 343 amino acids.